GCUCUGAAUCAGCUGAGUUUAAGGAUCCCGCCCCGUCAGGACUGUCUCUCUAAGUGGGGAUGUUUAGUGACACACUCAUCCUCAGGACGAAUUACACGUUUGCUGCGCUUUUUCUUUGAGCCACGAAAGAAGCGAGAUGAGGACGGGGCUGUCGCUUUUUCGAGUCGGACUGCUUUGAAGCGAGUGUUUUCUCCGGCGCAUCUUGGGCUUGUUUCCUAGUCGAAAUAUUGUGCUGAACAUGCUGCAAUCAGACUGAUGUAUCAUGGAUCCCGAGGAGUUAGAACUGCAGAAUGACUACCGUUACCGUAGCUAUGCAGCGGUCAUUGAGAAGGCGCUGCGUAACUUUGAGUCUUCGAGUGAGUGGGCAGAUCUCAUCUCCUCACUGGGCAAACUCAAUAAGGCUCUGCAGAGUAACCUCCGCUACUCCCUCCUGCCCAAGCGGUUGAUCAUAGGCAAGCGUCUUGCCCAGUGUCUGCACCCAGCUUUGCCGAGCGGAGUACACCUCAAGGCUCUGGAGACCUACGAGGUCAUUUUCAAAAUCAUUGGUACAAAAUGGCUGGCCAAGGAUCUGUUCAUUUACAGCUCAGGACUGUUCCCGCUGCUGGGCCAUGCAGCCAUGGCAGUGAAGCCUGUGCUUCUGACACUUUACGAGCGUUACUAUCUCCCGCUGCAGAGGGCUCUGCUGCCUAGUCUUCAGGCUUUCAUAACUGGACUACUGCCCGGCCUGGAAGAGGGACUGGAGGUUUAUGACAGGACUGAUGCGUUGCUGCUCAAGUUGUCACUGCUGGUGGGUCAGCAGGUCUUCUACGGCGCCCUGUGGGGAAGUAUGCUGGUCAGCCCUAUGGUGCGACUGCCCGCCUCGGUCUUUAUAGUCACACAUUUUGACCGCAUGGCGUCCCUGCGGCAGCAGACACACAUGCUAGGCUACGACCAUAGACUGGUGGUGAAGUCAGUGUGUCUUUCUCUACAAGAUUCAAAUGUCCUGGUGCAGAGGAACAUGCUUGAAAUCCUGCUCUACUUCUUCCCUUUUGCUGAAUGUCUGGACCCAAUGGAGUCCAGUAUUUCCAUGAGUGUCAAAGAGUUGAUCACAGUGGUGUCUGCAGCCUCACUCACACUCCUUCGCAGAGACAUGUCCCUCAACAGACGCCUCUACGCCUGGCUUCUAGGGACCGACAUAAAAGGAGGAAUGGUGGCACCACACCCCACCAUCUCAUCUAGCACAGAGGAUCAUACAUCUUACUACUUCAGCACCUUCUCUCGAGAUUGUCUUGUGCAGGCUCUGAUUAACAUCCUCAAACAGAAGGAUGUGCAGAGCGACCCAGAGAAUGUGAUUGGAUACCUCAGGCCCUUUCGUAUCAUCAUCAGCCUGCUGGAUAAACCUGAGAUAGGUCCGGUGGUCUUGAGCAGCGUGUUGUUGGAGGUGGUCCGAGCCUUUCACAGCUACUGUCGAGGGAUGCUGGGUGAGGAAAACAUCACCAGCACAGGGCUCUCAGGCAACCAGCUUGCAAGUAAGAUAAAAGAGAAUAAGAAUGCAUCAGAGAUCAUUAAGACCAUGAAUAUGCUCGUGAGCACCAUGAACAGCGAAUACCUGUGGGAGUACAUGACCCGACGCUUCUGCACUUCUCUCAGUGACAAAGAUGACCCACCAACGCCUCCUUGGCAGGACCGCAGCCACCCUGCUCCCUCUGUCACAGAGAUGUCCAAUCUCAUCAUUUUCCUGCUUGAUGUUCUUCCUCUGGAGCUUCAUGCUGACAUCCAGUCCCAGUUCCUCCCUGAGAUGCUGAGCACCAUGCUGCGGACUCUGCGCAGCCACAUGGACUCUGUGAGCCCGGAAGAUAUCACACAGGGUCUACGUGCAUGCUUCAAAGUCCUGAGUAAAAUCCAGAUGCCUGUGGCUUACAUGGAUGUUGAGGCAGGAGCACACACAGAGGACAUGGAGUUACAGUCACCAGAGGAGGAGAGCAAAAAGACUCAGGAUCUAGAGAUGGAGGGAAAGAAAGAUGGUGGUCAGGUUAAUGGUUACCAUGGAGAUGAAGAGCUGAACAGGGACGGAGGAGACGAGCCAGAGCCUGCAGAUGGUGUUUACCCGACACUCAGGUCUGAAGACAGUGGACUAGGCAUCAGCGCCUCACCAUCAGAGCAGCAUCUCCCACCAGGGAUCGGGCAGACGGCUGAAGGAAAUGGAGUUUUCAAAGAAGGCGAGGGAGUUUGGAGGAGGGGAGGGAGUGUAGACACCAUGACGCAGUGUCUGCAGGACAUCCUCGCCUUCAUAACCACAAGAUACCUGCUAGUGCAGGUGGAGGAUGUGAGAGCACCAGAGGAAGUAGCCCAGCCUGACCUCACUGCUGCCUCACUGGAUCAGAAGACUCUGUUAACGGGCAGAGGGGGGCGGGAAAUAAAAGAUAAACUGACUGAACUGUUCACCCCAAACAAACUUAAAUCCCGCUCUACAUCUGAUGCCCAGCUCCCAGCAGCCCCCACAGAGAAGAAAAAGGGGCCUAUGGGCUGUCUGGACUGGGCGGCUGGCUACAUGCCCCGCGGCAGGGCAGAGAUCUCUGAUGCUUGUCGACAGGCCUUCACUGCUACCUGCCACCUGCUGCUAGAGUGCACCACCUUCCCUGUCUACCUAAGCGAAGAGGAGACUCUGGCUCUCCAUACAGACAUGUUUGGUCAUGCAGGCAAUGACAUGGACAACCUGCCGGUGUGGGUGACGUCCUUGAUGACGCUGUGCUGCCUGUCCAGGGACUACAACAUCCAGCACACUGCAGUGGCCUCCCUGUUGGAGCUCAUCAACCACUCCCAGUCCUUAGCACUGGUCAUCCAGGACAAGCACAGACGCUACCAGACAUCGGACUUUAACCCUCUGAGUGGGCGGCUGCAGAUGGUCACCGUGCCACCCAUUUACCCUGCUCUGCUUCGUGCCAUAGAGGAGCGCACAGAUUUCUAUCAGAGGGUGUCCCAGGUUCUGUGGAGCCAGCUGGAUACAGAGCGGAGGGAGCAACACAUUUCCUGUGUGGAACUCUUCUACAGACUUCACUGUUUGGCUCCAUCAGCAUCCAUCUGUGAGGACAUCAUCUGCCAGGCGCUUUUGCACAAAGACAAGGCUGUUCGGCUGGAAGCACUUCACCGCUUCACAGUUCUGUGGCACCUGACCCGGGAGAUCCAGUCCAACAGGACCAUGUCUCUGAAUCGCUCCUUUGACCGGUGUCUGUGCGUUGUGGUGGACAGUCUGAGCUGUACAGAUGGCUCUAUUAGUGCAGCAGCUCAGUGCUGGCUGGUCCGGGCUCUUUCCCUCAAUGAUGGGAUUCGGAUCCUUGAGCCUAUAUUGUUGUUGCUGCUUCACCCCUCCACUCAGCGCUCCUCCAUUCAGAGUGUCAAACAAAAUGUUACUGCUGGUGCCCUGAGAGUUCUCAGCAGUAGAAGUCGAAGCUCCACCAAAUCUUCUGGAGCAUCUACUGAUGCCAUGGCAACAGAGGUCACCACCUUAAAUCUCAUGAACAUUGUGGACCGGGAAUCCCUGUGGGCCGAGUUAGACAGUGGUGCAGAUCCCGCCAAACCUCCGGAGACUUUAGUGUUAUCAAGGAGUGAGAGUGAAGAGACAGAAGAAGAGGAAAGAGAGGAAGAGGAGGAGGAAGGUGAGAGUGAACACACUGAGUCAGCUGACACCAGUGGUGCCCAGGCAUCCACUGAGAACUCCAGCUCAGGCUCCGUGCCCUUCCGCAGCAUCGAGGAAGGAGGUGUGCUCAACGGACUGCGGCGGGCUGAGUCCGAGCACACACAGGCAUCUGAUUCACUGUCGAGUGAGGAUGAGGAGGAUUUGGAGCUGGAGGCCAUGGCCAGGUCUCGCCUGCUGAAACAGGAGCGUGAGAAGAGAGAGGCCAUCGACUCUCUGUUCCGCCACGUGCUGCUGUAUCCUGUGGCGGGCGGGUGGCGCCAUCUGCUCCAAGGCUUGGCUCUGCUCGAUAGCCUGCUGAGAAGCAGCGCCAAGUGCCCUCUGGUGGAUGCACUCUCCUCCACCUCUCUGGAUACCAGCUCUGCUGCACAUUUAAAUCUAGUGUCCAACCUCCUGCAGCGCCACCAACAGGCUCAGGAUGGUCAUGGCUUCUACGGCUGCCUGCUCUCCCCUUCCUCCUCCCCCUCUGUGCCUCCGUCCCUACUCAUUGAACUGCUGGUGUCCUUGUGUCUGCGGUUCUUGCGCUCUCAUUACCCUUCCUAUCUGAGCCUGGGCCCUCUUGACCUGCAGGGGAACAGGGAGGUUCAGGUAAAGAGUGUGGAGGUGCUAACCCGGAUGGUGAACCAGCUUGGCUGUGUGGCACGGGGACAAGAGGGCAACGGGGCCAGUCUGGAGCCAAUUCGCAGACUCCUUUCAGGUUGUAAAGUGCAGCAGUACGCUUUGCUUACACUCUCUGCGUCCAUGUAUGUCAGCCAACGGGGAAUGGACAAGGGAGCAGCCAAGGGUGUGGAGCUGCUGGAGGAACAGGGAGGCCUGUCAGAGGAGAGUCUGGUGAAUCUUGGAGCAGGAGGGGGUCCGGAACAGUACCCCUUACAAAUAGAAUUACUUAAACUCCUCCAGGCUCUCAUCGUCCUUGAGUACCAUGUGUGGCCCAGUGGGGCCGUCUCAGCCGCUAGCCAGGAGCCUCGUGAAUCCCCGACUGCCAGCACCCCGCUGGCUCGCGAGUGGCAAACCGCGAUUCUUUUUCAGCAGUCCAUCAAGGCAGCACAGUACGUUCAAAGCAACCCCAUCACAGCCCAGGGGAUGUUCGUUUCAGCCGCAGCCAGGGCUCUGCAGCCACAGUACGGCUACUCCAUGCAUCCCCACUGGGUGUCGCUGCUGUGCUCCUCUCUGCCAUACCUGGGUCGCUCAUUAAGCAUCAUUGUGGCUCCGCUUAUCAAUCAGAUCUGCAGGAACUUAGACGAGCUCGUCAAAAUUUACGAGCAUGAUGGAGGAAAGACAAAUCAAAGCCUGAGUGGUAGGAGGGAGAACAUUGCUCCUGACUACCCUCUGACUCUGCUUGAAGGCCUGACCACCAUUACACACUAUUGUCUACUGGACAACAAGAGGUCUUUGGUAGCUUGUGAUCCUGUGGAUGUCCGCAACGCACGCAGCGCUGUGAUCGAGGCACUUCCGCACAUGCUCAGUAGUAUGGCGCUGUUAUGGGGGGUGGUCAUGAGGGAAGAGUUUCAGAGACGCGCACCUGAUUCUGCCCAGAGCAGCAGACACUCUUCUACCUCUGUUUACUUUAAAAGCGCCAAGAUCUUGCGCCAGCGGAUCCUGGAGUUCCUGCUCCCUCUUACUGGCCAGUAUGGGGUUAAUCUCAUGGCUUCCUUGGGAGAAGUGUGGAGCAGAAGAAAGAGUAAAAGACGUCCGAAAAACAAAGUAAGAACUGUGGUUUUACCUGUGGCCAGCGAGGCUCGUCUAACCAUCGUGGAUCUGGUGAAAUCUUUGAACACCUUGCACAUCGAUACCAUCCUGCAUUUGGUCAAGGACGUGGUGAAAAAGCCGCACCAGAUCAAAGGAGAACAGAAAUCCAGCCUGGUGGAUGUUCCCAUGUUGCAGUUCAGCUACGCCUACACCCAGAGUAUUUCAGCUCAGGCACUGCAGGAAAACAUUGCCUCUCUACUCGGUCUGUUGCGGGAGUCUGUUCAACUCAACCUUGCCCCACCUGGGCACUUCUUACUGCUGGGCAUUCUCAAUGACUUCGUCAAUAGGCUCCCCAACUUGGACAAUAAGAAGGACACAAGAGAUCUGCAGGAGGUGACUCAGCGGAUCUUGGAGGCGGUGGGUGGGAUUGCAGGGUCAUCUCUGGAGCAGACCAGCUGGCUCAGUCGCAGCCUGGAGGUCAAAGUUCAGCCACAGGUGUGCGCUGAAGCAGACGAACCUGAUGAUGUGGACGUGGACGGUGACGGUGACCAUGAGUCAAUGGCUCAAGCUAGCACCAUGGUUUCCUCUUCAGCUCCCUCGGUUUACAGUGUGCAAGCUCUUGUACUCCUGGCUGAGAUCUUGGCACCUCUCCUGGACAUGGUUUACCGCAGCGAUGAGAAAGAGAAAGCUGUUCCUCUCAUUUCUCGGCUCAUGUACUAUGUUUUUCCCUACCUGAAGAACCACAGUGCCUACAACAUGCCCAGCUUUGAAGCAGGUGCUCAGCUGCUGAGCAGUCUGAGUGGGUAUGCCUAUACCAAAAGAGCCUGGAGGAAAGAGGUCUUUGAGCUCUUCAUGGACCCCCUCUUCUUCACCAUGGAUGCCUCCUGUGCUCCAAGUUGGAAAUCCAUUAUUGACCACCUACUGACUCAUGAGAAGACCAUGUUCAAAGACCUCAUGAGCAUGCAGAGCAGCUCCCUGAAACUGUUUACUAAUGUAGACCAGAAACCCAUGCUGCUGAAGCGCCAGGCAUUUGCCAUGUUCAGUGGAGAACUGGACCAGUAUCAUCUUUAUCUGCCCCUCAUCCAAGAGCGUCUCACUGAGGCUUUGCGUAUGAAUCCGAGCGCUGCUGUCUCAGCCCAGAUGUUCCUGAUGUUUCGUGUUCUCCUGCUGCGGAUUUCAUCUCAGCACCUCACAUCUCUUUGGCCAAUCAUGGUCACAGAGCUGAUUCGCAUAUUUGCACGUCUAGAGAAAGCUCUGCAGCCAGAUAAAGACGUCUCGAAGUUGGCUAAAGUGGUACGCGGAGCCGUCGACAGAAAUGGCCCAGUGAAUUUCUCUCAGGCAGAGUUGGACAUGUACCUGUCGGCCUGCAAGUUUCUGGACACCUCUUUGGCUUUUCCUCCAGAGCAGAUACCUCUCUUUCAGAUGUAUCGUUGGGCAUUUGUCCCUGAAGUGGACGUGAACCGCUACAGUGGCCCAGAGACUGCGCUGAUAGAAAGUGAGCAGGAAUGUAUACCCCACGUUGUCAGAGUGCUGGAAGGGAUACAGCAGCGAUAUGGGACACUGAACGGGCUGAGUGAGGAAUCUUCCACCGAGCGCUUGGAGUUCCCCCUCCUCACUCAGCGCUCCCUGUCCUCCAUCACCCAGCUGUUGCCAUUCCUGCGCACCCUUUGCUGUUCCUUCCAGAGUCCUCCCCCUUACAGCAACCCCACAACCCACUUCCCAGUAGCAGACUACCCAGCAGCCAGUUCAGAGGCAGUCCUGAAGAAGCUGGAGUGCAUCACUGAAGACGAGUUCCUGGACUCCAUGGAGAAUUAGAGCUCAGAGCCAUGGAAAUAGGCACAACUAAUGUUCAUGUUGUAUUGUGAACUUGGGGCAAAAAAGGAAAAGUUUUAAAUUUUGUUUUUAAUGUUUUAACUUGUCUGAUCUUGUCAUAAGUUCAUGUAAAUUCAUGUACCUCUAAGGUGCUCUCACACUGAAUCUGUAUGUUCUUAUUUCACUAGACUUUAUGGAAAUCUGGAAAAAAAAACAUGAUUGACAUAAUAAUGACAAACUCUUGUAGAAUAACUCUUUAUCUCUCAAGGAUCUCAGUUGCUGAGCAUUCACACAUUUAGAUUGUGUCAGACUCUUUUCUUAAGAUGGUCUCAGAUGGUCUUACCAUUAAUAACAUCAAUAAUCUGAACCAACUUCAAAUUACAACCUGUUGUUAUUAUGAUGCGUGCAGCUUAUAAUAUCAGUCGUUCCAAUUGAUAUUUUUGAGUUUCACACCAAAUAACAGAUUACACUGUGAAGAACCUUACUAAGUAUUGUGAAUAUGUUCUUUUGACUCAUUCAUAACCUCUGGUUAACCACACUCUCUGGUACGUUCAUACGUAUGUCUGACUGAGAAUGUAAAGACUACAGUACAUGUCUGUUGUAGAGGUACUUUGUUUUUCGUUGUUAUAGGAUUCAUCACUAUGGGACCUCAAAAGAUUCUGGCUAAGAUUUAUGUUCGAGUAAGUUACUGAAUACGAUUUGUGUGCAUCAGGAACAUCUGUUGAAAUAUUAUUGGGUGUACCUCACUGAAAUACAUACAUGCUUGCCGUUUACUGGUGUUAAAGGGAAAUCAGCCUUUCUUUGUGGGUGUACAUCGAUACUUUUUACAUUUGCCUGUUGUCUUUUUUUCCAAAGUGCUGAAUGCUUGAGUAAUUUAUUUUGGAUGUUUAAAGGACCAUGUUGAGGUUUUAAUUAACACGAAGAAGACUCAUUAAAAAAUGUUAAGCUUAAA
Messenger RNA from Acanthopagrus latus (yellowfin seabream), 8126 nucleotides. It is a transcript of the gene dop1b, whose product is annotated as DOP1 leucine zipper like protein B. Gene Ontology annotation, biological process: Golgi to endosome transport. Gene Ontology annotation, cellular component: endosome; trans-Golgi network. Lineage: Eukaryota; Metazoa; Chordata; Actinopteri; Spariformes; Sparidae. The record is from RefSeq and is a predicted model, not a curated record. Bases 263 to 7177 code for a protein of 2304 amino acids. The transcript is spliced from 38 exons.